AUGGAAGCAACGUGUCAGCUCGCCUCUGGAUUUAAGAUAUACUUUUAUCUUCCUGAUUAUUAUCCGUACAACUGGGCAAUACUAAUUGAUUAUCAACACUAAUGGACGCAGCUAGUGAAAACAGUAUGCAAGAGUUGAAUGACAACAGUCUUGAGCACAUUUCCAACGCAAAACGAAGACGACUCGACAAGGAUGAUUCAAGACACAUCGCUGCUCUUAUUCUUGCACGUGGAGGGAGUAAAGGCAUCCCUCUGAAGAACAUAAAGAUGCUGGCAGGAGUUCCUUUGAUCGGAUGGGUGAUCAGAGCAGCGCUGGACUCUGGGGUGUUCGACAGUGUUUGGGUGUCCACUGAUCAUGAUGAGAUCGAGAGAGUGGCCAGGGCUUGGGGGGCUCAGGUGCACAGGAGGAGUCCAGAGGUAUCCACAGACUCCUCAAGCUCACUGGACACCAUCCGGGAGUUCAGCAGACUGAACCCAGGUGUUGACGUCAUCUGUAACAUCCAGGCCACAUCUCCGUGUCUGCACCCCGAAGAUCUCAAAAAGGCUGUGGAGUGCAUCACCAAAGAAGGAUGUGAUUCCGUCUUCUCUGUUGUCCGGCGAUACCCUCUCCGAUGGCAAGAGGUCAAGAACGAAGUCUCCCAAUGUACUGAGCCGUUGAACCUGGACCCAGCUCACAGGCCACGGCGUCAGGACUGGGAAGGAGAACUGUGUGAAAAUGGCUCUUUUUACUUCGCUACCAAAGAACUUGUAGAAAAGGGGCUACUCCAGGGUGGAAAAAUGAAGUACUUUGAGAUGAAGCCUGAGCACAGUGUGGAUAUUGAUAUUGACAUAGAUUGGCCAGUAGCUGAACAGAGAGUGCUGAGGUUUGGAUACUUCGGUAAGGACAAACCUGAAGUUGUGAAGCUUCUGCUGUGUAACUUGUCAGGAGGUCUGACCGACGGUCAGAUCUAUAUCUCAGCAAAUGGAGAGGAAAUGGUGUCCAUCAACACCAGAGACCAGGCCGGCAUCGACAUGCUGAAGAAAGAGGGAGUGAAGGUUAUUUUGCUAGAAAAAGACCCCAUAGCAAAAGCCUUAGCUGACAAACUCUCAAAGAGAAUGAGCUGUCGGAUCUUGCAGGAUGUGGACGACAAACUGAAGAAGGUGCAGGAGCUUAUGGAGAAAAAAGGGCUGGAGUGGAAAGAGGUGGCAUAUUCAGGAAACGAUGAGCCGGAUGUAAAGUGCCUGGAACUAGCAGGGUUGAGCGCUGUACCUAUGGAUGCCCCUACGGUCGCGCACAACCAUGCCAAAUACAUCUGCCACAAUGCAGCGGGUCACGGGGCCGUGCGAGAGUUUGCCGAACACAUCCUACUGCUGAAAAAGAAGGCCAAGUCUCAAAUGGAGCAGGAUAGAAUUUGCAGAAACACAUUUUAGGAGAGAUAGAGGUGUUCAGUUGGCCAGAUAAUGAAAAUCAAUGAAGUUUUUGUGUGUUUGUGUUGUGGGUAUAAUUUUCACGUUUAAUUUGAGAAAAUUAUGUGAUAUGUAGUAAUGAUGAAGGAAAUCAUGUGAUUGAUUAUAUAAAUACUACCAUGUAAGAUUGUUUUUCCAUAAUCACAAAAUUAAAUUAUUGAAAUCAAGGUUGCUUAUUCAGGGUUCCCACACAUCCUGGAAAAACUGGAAAAUUAAUGACCAAUUAUCCAAUUAUCCACACAUGAGAAUGAUCACCGACACCAAUCACAGUCACCCUGACGCAGUAUAGGCCUACGUUAAGCAAAACAGAAAUCGUGAAUAUAGCUGUCCGAGGAAGGCUGCAAAAUCCUCUGCCUAAUGCAGAUUCUGUCAAUAAGGACGUGAUCAAUAAGGCAAGCCUUCUUUCACUAGGCCUAUUGUAAUGUUGCAAAAUAGAGUAAAAACUUUUACAUUUAUGUAACUAAUAGCUAUAAAUCUAUAUAGAUUGAUUAUAGUCUUUAAUUGUUUUUAAUUAUGCCGCCGUCAGAAUGAGAGCCCAAACAGCUGUU
Molecule: messenger RNA, 1993 nt
Organism: Cyprinus carpio (common carp)
Lineage: Eukaryota; Metazoa; Chordata; Actinopteri; Cypriniformes; Cyprinidae
Product: N-acylneuraminate cytidylyltransferase A-like
Molecular function (GO): N-acylneuraminate cytidylyltransferase activity
Source: RefSeq, a predicted model, not a curated record